AUGAGCUCUGCGCUUGCAGCAGAUGCAGAGGGGGCAUGCACAAGUGAGAGAAAGGACAGAACUCCAGGGUUGCCGGCUGUAGGAGAAUCCGACGGGACGCUUGAGGUUGGGGGACGACUGAGUUUACAGGAUCGUCUUGGCCCGCUGGUGAUAAAUGAGGACGGCAGCAUGAGGAGGAUAUCAGAUUGGAGUGAGAAGACAGAGAGGGAGAGAGAGGCUAUCCUUCGCGUCCUGGGACGUCGCAACAAGUCCAGGUUGGAAAAAUUGAAGAAAUUGAAAGCAGAUUUGGUUGCUGGUGCGAAGCAGAUGGAAUUCAUUCCUACUGUUGUUGAAGAGGAUAUGUUAGCUGACACAAUGAUUGAUCUGCAGCUCUUGUACGAAGACUUAAGGCGUGUACUCACUUCAAGUCAUGCUGUAGCGUGA
Messenger RNA from Guillardia theta CCMP2712, 423 nucleotides. RefSeq lists its product as hypothetical. NCBI's taxonomy places the organism in Eukaryota, Cryptophyceae, Pyrenomonadales, Geminigeraceae. Bases 1 to 423 code for a protein of 140 amino acids. The transcript has a single exon. The record is from RefSeq and is a predicted model, not a curated record.